This is a messenger RNA of Knipowitschia caucasica, 336 nucleotides long. The record is from the annotation of a GenBank genome assembly. Lineage: Eukaryota; Metazoa; Chordata; Actinopteri; Gobiiformes; Gobiidae.
AUGUUGCACACAGCUGGCAGCGCCUCACAGGUCGAACAGCCAGCAGAGAAAGACAAUGAGGUGCGAGACGUUUUUCAGACCGACUCAAGCCACAGAGGCAGGAGGCCGGAAGACAUGCAGAUGCCACGCUGCAGCUCCAGACUAAGUGAUUCCACAGCGCACGCUCUGGUUGCUGGAGAUAGCGGAGACACUGUGUCACUGCUGUUAGCACAAAGGCAGCGGGGACUGGAGGGACCUGAAGGAGAGGAGGAAGAGGAGGAGGAUGAGGAGGGGAAGCCGCGACGUGCAAAGGGAAAGACACCCAAAGUGCAUAUUAUUAAAGUGCUGGAGGUGUAG